UGUGGACGUCACACUUCCGGUCUCAUCCUCCGUGUUGUGCAACAAUGGCGUCCUGUGUUGAGGAGUCUGCUCCAGCCACAGAGGAGGAGCCUCAGACUGAAGCUACAGCCUCCGAGAAGAGAGAGGCGAGACUGAGGAAGUUCAGAGAGCUGCACUUCAAACGGAAUGAAGCACGUAAGCUCAAUCACCAGGAGGUUGUGGAGGAGGACAAGAGACUGAAACUCCCUACUAACUGGGAGGCUAAGAAAGCCAGACUGGAGUGGGAGCUUGCUGAAGACGAGAAGAAAAAGGAAUGUGCUGAAAAAGGGGAGGACUAUCACAGAGUGAAACUGCUUGAAAUCACUGCUGAAGACGCAGAGCGGUUUGAGAGGAAGAAAAGGAAGAAGAACCCAGACACAGGAUUUGCAGGUUAUGCUGAGGCCCAAUUCCGACAGUACCAGAGGCUCACCAGGCAAAUCAGACCAGACAUGGAAGGCUAUGAGAAGCAGAGAGAGGAUUGCGGUGAGGACUUCCACCCCACGUCCAACAGCCUGAUCCACGGAACCCACGUCCCCACAAAGGAGGGCAUUGACCGCAUGGUGGAAGAUGUUGAGAAACAGAUAGAGAAGCGGGCCAAGUACAGCCGACGCAGGGCCUACAACGACGACGCAGACAUCGACUACAUCAACGAGAGGAAUGCCAAGUUCAACAAGAAGGCGGAGCGUUUCUACGGCAAAUACACAGCGGAGAUCAAACAGAACCUGGAGAGAGGAACAGCUGUCUAGAAGAUCCAGACACCUCAGCGGACGUGUUCAUGUUCACUUUUGUCUUCAUUUCGGAGUCUUGGAUGUUUCUUUUUCUUCUCCAUACUUGCUGCAUAACUAGAAUACAUGUAUUAAAAUGCUUAAAAUGUACUUAUUGUAUUGUACGGCGGUAGUCUAUCAUUUGUUUUACAUGAUGUUGAGGUUAUUGUGGGCCGUAAAGAUAGUUCAAUCAUCUGUAAGACAUGUGGUGUUCUUUGUACAGUACUAGAAGUAAAAACAACUUCUGAUUAUUUUUAUCCUUUCUUUUUAAAUAAACCACUUACAGUUAUCUUG
This is a messenger RNA of Anoplopoma fimbria (sablefish), 1076 nucleotides long. It is a transcript of the gene syf2, whose product is annotated as SYF2 pre-mRNA-splicing factor. The transcript is spliced from 7 exons. The record is from RefSeq and is a predicted model, not a curated record. Lineage: Eukaryota; Metazoa; Chordata; Actinopteri; Perciformes; Anoplopomatidae. Bases 45 to 764 code for a protein of 239 amino acids. Gene Ontology annotation, cellular component: post-mRNA release spliceosomal complex; catalytic step 2 spliceosome; Prp19 complex.